GGCCCCUUUAAAGCCCUGACAUCAGGCGGCGGCCCGAGCCCUGUCUUCCUCCGCCCCCCAUUCCCGGGCCGCUGCUGGCAGCCGCAGCCGCCAUGGGACCCAGUGGAUCCGACCCGGUCCGUCCCCGGCCAGAGCCUUCGGCCUGGUGACUGACACGAAGCGACCACUCUGUUGUAGCUGUUAUAUCUCCAAAUUGCUGAGCUGAGGGAAGAGAGCUUGAUGUCUCAGGCAGUGGAGGAACCGGCUGGGGACCCUGGGACCCCAAAGCCAGGAGGCAGCAGUAACAUGGAGCUGGGGACUUGCCAAGAGCUUCUGCAUCGACUUCGGGAACUGGAGGCAGAGAAUUCAGCACUGGCCCAGGCCAAUGAGAACCAGCGAGAGACCUAUGAGCGCUGCCUGGAUGAGGUUGCCAACCAUGUGGUACAGGCUCUUCUGAAUCAGAAGGACUUACGGGAAGAAUGCAUCAAAUUGAAGAGGAGGGUAUUUGACUUGGAACGGCAGAACCAGACAUUGAGCACUCUCUUUCAGCAGAAGUUACAGCUUUCAGCUGGUUCUCUUCCACAGCUCCCGUUACAUCCACUACAGUCGAUGUCAGAGCCGCUAGCCACCACACUUCUGCAUGCUGAAGAGGGACCAGCAGCCUUAUUGCCCAUGGGGGCCUGUACUGGACAAAAAGAGGUAGGCUGUGAACAGCAGCAGCAGCAGCAGCAGCAGGCCUUGGCUGGCCUGGGCCCCCCCUUGGAUGCCCUGUCCCCAUUUCUGAAGAAAAAGGCCCAGAUCUUGGAGGUGUUAAGGAGCCUGGAAGAAACUGAUCCCCUGUUACUGCACCCCACCACAGCCUCAUGGAGGGCAACAGGGCAGUGUCCCCAAGGGGAGCCCAGCAUCCACUCCGAUUGUUCCUUGAAAGGCAAGGCAGGUGAAAAAUGGAGCCCAGGAGAGAGGCUGGGCUCCCCAGAACCAGUCAAUGGUGAAGUGUGUACCCCUCCCCUGUCAGAGCCUGCACCCUGGGCAUCCUGCCUACUCCUGGGUCCUAGCGGACUGGGGGGACUACUCCGGUGGGAGCCUGUGCUGGGGAGCCCACGGGGUGAGGAGGAGAAGCUGGGAAGGCUUUGGGGUGUGGGCCGAGAGUCCCAGAGGUCCCCAGCACCACAGCCUGGCCUCCACAGUGGACCAGGCAGCAGUAGUAGCUCCUCCUCAGAUGAGGCUGGGGAACCAGGGGAGGCACUGACACCUGCUGCCCUACUUAAUGCCUUGGCCCGGAAGCAACUGAACCUGGGCCAGCUGCUGGAGGACACAGAGUCUUAUCUCCAGGCCUUCCUAUCAGGCGCUGGAGGGCCCAACAGUGGAGAAACACCCCCUGCCUAUGGUUCUGGCUCAGGACAACCGCCUUUGCCCAAUGAAGGGCUUCCCCAGUCUCUAAGACCCAAAGGCCUCCCCAAGACAGCAUGGGGUGGGGGAGGAUCCGAACCCCUCAAGCCAGGCUUAAGUACUACCUCAGAGGGCAGUGGGGCCCUCCCCUUCCUCAGUGUGUUUGUGGAUGGGGGAGACACCUCUCCAGGCCCCUGGCCCAGCUACCCCCAUUCCUCAUCUCAGGUGAAAAGCGAGCUCCAAAUUAGCCCCUCUUCCCCCAUUGAGACCCAGGAACUCACCUUCUCCCCACCCAAGAGUCUCAAUUUUUUGAAGUUGUCUCUGACCCCAGAGAAGGCCCCUAGCCCUGGCACCCCCCAUCUCAGUCCCCAGUUGCCCCGAAGUUCCCGGAUCCCUUGCUGGAAUGGUGGUCCAGAUGGGAGUCCUUCCCCCAUGCUUACCCACCGAGGCCUUGGGGGUGAACUGUCCCCUGACAUAGUUGCCCAGCGCCAAUCUACCAGCUCUCCACCUACCAUCAUUGUGGACUCCAUCCAGCUCAGACCCACACAUCCGGCCCCAUCCUCUGUCCUUUCACCUGAGCCCCCAGCUUGUCCAACCCCAUCCCGGUAUGAAGAUGUCCUGGACCUUUCAACUGGCUCCUUUGGGGGAACCUCUCCAGAGCCACCCCUUAGCUCCCUCCAGUCAUCCAGUUAUACACAGCUGGCCCCAGAGACACUGGACCAGGGGACUAGGGGCUCAUCCAGCCCCUGCCCACCUCCGCUUUGCCCCUAUGGGGGUAGCCAGGGGAAGGGUAGUGAGAAGGCAGGACCAGAGUCUCCACAGGCCGGCUGGAAGAGCACAGGGGGCUCCUCCAAAAAGCCGGGCAAUGGGGCAGGGAGGCGGCCUGGGGAGGCAGGCUUCACACCUCUGCGAGAGAGAUGGACGGCGCUUGGCAAGCUGAAGACGGGCCCCGAGGGAAGCCCUGGCACCGACAAGAAUGGGAGCCCCGCAAAGCCAGGACCGGAGAGGGCCCGACUGCCAGGGAGGCUGAGAGAAGGGGCUGGGGACACGGCCCCCAGCGAGGCAAAGGGGCCCGCACGAGGGGCACCACCCUUGGGGACCAGCAGCCUCAAGCAGCAGGACCACGGGUCUCCCGGGGAGCCAGGUCCCCGCUGCUAUUCUUCCCACUCUAUGGGGGCUCGUCUUGACCUGGACCCCGUCUCUCCUCGUGGCUGCCUCACCAAAGUGGAGCUGGCGAAAAGCCGGCUGGCGGGAGCACUGUGCCCCCAGACCCCACGGACCCCAGUCAAGCUGCCCACCACAGUGCCCAGCCCAGGCAAGCCCAACAAAAGCCCCCAUGGCAGCCCCACCAAGCUGCCCUCCAAGUCACCCACCAAGGUGGUGCCCCGGGGUGGGUCUCCCCAAGUGCCCAAGGACCCAGUAAAGCCUGAGAAGGGCAAGGGUCCCCCUUGGGCAGACUGCAGCACCUCCUCCCAGGCCGCUCCCAAAGGAGCAGGCCCUGGGGGCCACAGCCAGGGUCCCGAAGGGCCGGCGCUGCAUUCGGCCAUUGAGGAGAAGGUCAUGAAGGGCAUCGAGGAGAAUGUGCUCCGGCUGCAGGGCCAGGACCGGGCACCGGGCGCAGAGGCCAAGCACCGCAACUCGAGCAGCAUCGUCAGCUGGUUCGGGCUGAAGAAGAGCAAGCUGCCGGCCCUGAGCCGCCGGGCCGAUCCCGGCAAGAGCAAGGAUGGCCUAGGGGGUGCCCCGCCCGGCAAAGGGGGCAAGCAGGAGGCCCGCAAGCUGGAGACAGAGAGUCUCAACAUCUCCAAACUCAUGGCCAAGGCGGAGGACCUGCGGAAGGCCCUGGAGGAGGAAAAGGCCUACCUGAGCAGACAGGGCCGAGGGCGGUCAGGAGGCCCGGCACGGAGCACCGGCACCGGUGAGGUCAUGCUGGGCCAGGCACAGAGCCAGCUCGCCAUCAUGUACCAGGGUGCGGACACCUUCAUGCAGCAGCUGCUCAACCGGGUAGAUGGGAAGGAACUUCCCCCUGACAACUGGCAGGAGCCCAAGCCAGAGUUUGGAGACUUCCAGUCAUCUAUUCCGGAAGCCAAGGGCCCCCAGCCUCUCCGGAGCCCCCGAAAUGGCCUAGUUGGCCAAAGUGCCAACAAGUCAUCUGGGAAGAAGAGCAGCGAGCUGGCGCAGAGAGAAUCGGCCCCCACUGAGCACGGCCUCCCUGAGCCCAUCCCCACCCCAAGUUUCACAGCCUGUGGCUCCCUGACCCGAACUCUAGACAGUGGCAUUGGUACCUUCCCACCACCAGACCACGGCGGCAGUGGAGCCCCCAGCAAGAACCCUCCCAAGCCAAAGCCUUCCCGCCUGGACCCGUCCCCCGCAGAGCAUUCGGCCCGACCCAACCCCCUCACCAAGGUUCCCCGACGCGCCAGGACGCUGGAUCGAGAGGUGCCUGCCAUGGAAGAACUGCUGGUGGGCGGGCGGCAUCCCAGUGUCCCUGCUUUCCAUGCCCUGCUUUCUCCCACUCCUAGGCACCACGGGCACAAGGCCUGCACAGAUGAUUCCAGUGGGCAUCCUGGACGGCCACCCCCAAUCCAGCUCUCCAAAAACUGGACUUUCCCUAACACGCGAGCAGGUGGCAACUCCUCUGACCCCUUCCUUUGUCCACCCCACCAACUGGAAGGGCUUCCCAGGACCCCUCUGGUCCCCCCCGGUGAGAGGAAGCAGUGUUUAGAGGGAGGCCACCCGCCUCCAACAACCCCUGGCCCAGCCUUUAAUGGCAGCCGUACGCCCAGCACUUCAGACAUGGGAGAGGAUGGGCGCGCAUCCGGUGGUGGCCCUCCGGGACUGGAAACGUCAGAAUCCCUCAGCGAUUCUCUGUAUGACUCCCUAUCUUCUUGUGGGAGCCAAGGCUGAGGUGGGGGACCCAAUGCUGGAAAUCCUCUUUGCUUACCACCCCCACCAGAGAUGGAGACAACAAAUUGGACUCAAAACCUCCCUGUUUUCUGUGGAUCAGGAAAAGGAGUUGCUCUGCCUUGGGACCCAGUUUGAAGCACAUGCCCAGGAGAGAAAUAGGUGGAGAAGAAACUACAGUUCACCCCCACUUCUACCCAUAAUCGCCUGUUGGAGGGAUGAGAGAACUGGUCUCAGCUUAAGAGACCCCACUUAUGCUUUCUCCUGCUCAGAACAAGACCCUGACUUUCUGCCCCAUUUCGAAACCCAGGGGCACCAUAUUGUGGUGCUGGGCCUCUCCCACCCUCCCACUGGUUGUAGCAUCUCUUGCUUCCAGGCCUCCAGUCUUAUCUGACUACUUGCUGUCUUCUACCACCUACCCUGGAUAGGGGCCAGAAAACUGUUGGUGGAGUUAGAAGGAAGCCCAAAGGAGGUGGGGGUGUCAGCCCUCUCUCCCCCCAUCUCCCCUGUCCCUAAGCCUCCACUGCCCCACUGGAGGCCUCCUUGCUCUUUGGAUGGUGCUGUCCUGACCCCUACCCCAUGUCUCUGGGGUUCUGUUUGGGAGGAGAGUUGUUCUGUUCUGUUUUGUUUUGUUUAUAUUAAAAUCAUUUCCCCUCCUGUUUUC
Messenger RNA from Dromiciops gliroides (monito del monte), 4933 nucleotides. It is a transcript of the gene NCKAP5L, whose product is annotated as NCK associated protein 5 like. The transcript has 13 exons. Gene Ontology annotation, cellular component: microtubule plus-end. Gene Ontology annotation, biological process: microtubule bundle formation; microtubule depolymerization. NCBI's taxonomy places the organism in Eukaryota, Metazoa, Chordata, Mammalia, Microbiotheria, Microbiotheriidae. Bases 220 to 4272 code for a protein of 1350 amino acids. The record is from RefSeq and is a predicted model, not a curated record.